UAAGAUCUGGAGAAACUUUGUUCACCUUUUUAUUCCCUAUUAAAAAAAUUAGGGUUUCAGAGAGAGAGAGAGAGAGUCUAAGAACAACAAGAAACUGACGACAAUGAACCAAGGAACUUAUUCGGAUGGUUCUACUUCCAAGUUCUUUAAAGCUUACCUUCCUGGUGAAUCCGGAGAUGAUCUGGUACUACCCAUUUCUUUCAACAGCUGUUUACAAAAAUCUUUGCCUAAAACUGUAACUGUUAGUAGUGUUAGUGGAAAGAUUUGGAAUAUGGUGUUGAGGAAACGUGGUGGUGACUAUGAGGCUGAGAGAUUUGUUAUGGUUAAUGGUUGGAAGAAGAUUGUUAAGGACGAAGAUCUGAAUGGCGGAGAUCUAUUGGAAUUUGAGUUUGAUGGCUCUCGUUGUUUCAAUUUUUGUAUCUAUGAGCAUGAGACAGCGUGUAAAAGGAUUAAGAGAAGUUCAGAUCAAAACGAGGAGAUCAACAUGGAUUCUGAUGGUGAAGAAGAUACUUGGGCUAGCAAUGAUGUUACCGCUCUACAUGAUGAUGAUGAUGAUUCUGAAGAUCCUGAUUAUCAUGAUGCUGCUGUUGAGGAUUCUGAUGAUGAUAAUACUGAGGAUGAGGAUGGUGAGCAUGAGGAUGAGAAUGAUGGUAAGAACCCCCAGUUUACUGUGACACUCAAUCCAAAGAGGCAAAGCCAACUGCACAUACCGGCUCAUGUCAUAAAGGACUAUGAUUUAACCUUCCCGGAGCGUAUAAAAGUCGUGGACAAAUUGGGAUCAUUGGAGAAAGAAAUCAAGAUUCAGGUGAAUGGCUGCGUCUUUGUCAAGGGAUUUGGAAGUGUUUUCAGAAGGAACAAAAUGAAGACGACUGAUAAAAUGAUAUGCGAGGUUAAGAAGACUGGGACUAAUCUGGUUCACACCAUCAAGGUCAACAUUAUCAGCGGAUGAUCUCUUCACUGAGCUUUUAUGAGUCUUAUCUGUCGUAGCUGUGACUUGGUUUUAUCGGGUUACUAAAUGCUAAAACGCUAUCUUAGGAUUUGGUAUAUAACUAAGGAUUUGCUCGUGAGAGAUGUUUUAAAGUUAAAUUAAGAUACUUUCUAUAAUGAGUUCCUGAAUCUCA
Molecule: messenger RNA, 1121 nt
Organism: Camelina sativa (false flax)
Lineage: Eukaryota; Viridiplantae; Streptophyta; Magnoliopsida; Brassicales; Brassicaceae
Product: B3 domain-containing protein At5g60140-like
Molecular function (GO): DNA binding
Source: RefSeq, a predicted model, not a curated record